Molecule: messenger RNA, 11005 nt
Organism: Passer domesticus (house sparrow)
Lineage: Eukaryota; Metazoa; Chordata; Aves; Passeriformes; Passeridae
Gene: CACNA1E
Product: calcium voltage-gated channel subunit alpha1 E
Exons: 50
Coding region: 113-7381 (2422 amino acids)
Biological process (GO): calcium ion import across plasma membrane; chemical synaptic transmission
Cellular component (GO): voltage-gated calcium channel complex; membrane; neuronal cell body
Molecular function (GO): high voltage-gated calcium channel activity; calcium ion binding
Source: RefSeq, a predicted model, not a curated record
CCCCACGGCUCUUUCCCUCCCUUUCCCAUUACAAACCAUGCCUCUGGAACAACCCCCGGCCGGAUCCAUGCCUCCGUGCCCAGAGUGAUGAGCCCCAGCAGCAGCAGCCGCCAUGCUGGGAUUCGGGACGUGCUCCAUGGGCGCCCCGGCGCGGGCGGCUGAGCUGGACGCCGCCUCGUCCCGCUGCAUCCUGGCCCUGCCCGAGGAGGAGACGUGGCGCCAGCACCGCCUGGGCCUGAUGCAGAACACCCAGUCCUGCAACCUGCUGGAGCCCCAGAGCCUGGCCCAGGCCCUGGUGUCGCGCGCCGCCUCCUUCGACGCCCUGUGCGAUUCCCGCUGCCGCGACGGCGAGGCGGCCGGCGCCGUGGAGCUGGGGCUGGCCCAGCUGGUGGCCGUGAGCCCCGAGGUGAUCAAGCGGCGGCGGGGAGGGCUCAUCGAGCAGAGGGACAUCAUCAAGGCGCACGAGGCACACAAGAUGCAGAGCACGCCCCAGGCGCGGAGGAAGGAGUGGGAGAUGGCUCGCUUUGGGGAGGCAGUGGCCGGCAGGCUGGGCUCCGGAGAUGGGGGCUCCGACCAGAACCGGAGCCGGCAAGGAGCUCCUGCCCCUGCGGGAGGGAGCCCGGGAGCCUUCAAGCAAACCAAAGCGCAGAGAGCCCGGACUAUGGCUCUGUACAACCCCAUCCCCGUCCGGCAGAACUGCUUCACCGUCAACAGAUCGCUCUUCCUCUUUGGGGAAGAGAACAUAGUCAGGAAAUACGCCAAGAAGCUCAUCGACUGGCCUCCCUUCGAGUACAUGAUCCUGGCGACCAUCAUUGCCAACUGCAUCGUGCUGGCCCUGGAGCAGCACCUCCCCGAGGAUGACAAGACGCCCAUGUCACGGAGAUUAGAGAAGACAGAGCCCUACUUCAUUGGGAUUUUCUGCUUCGAAGCUGGGAUUAAGAUCGUGGCCCUGGGGUUUGUUUUCCACAAGGGCUCGUACCUGCGCAACGGCUGGAACGUCAUGGACUUCAUCGUGGUCCUCAGCGGCAUCCUGGCCACGGCCGGCACACACUUCAACACCCACGUGGACCUGCGGACGCUGCGGGCCGUGCGCGUGCUCAGGCCGCUGAAGCUCGUCUCGGGCAUCCCCAGCUUGCAGAUUGUCCUGAAAUCCAUCAUGAAGGCCAUGGUGCCUCUCCUGCAGAUCGGCCUGCUGCUCUUUUUUGCAAUCCUCAUGUUUGCCAUCAUCGGCCUGGAGUUCUACAGCGGGAAGCUGCACCGAGCCUGCUACACAAACAAUUCAGGUGAACUAGAGGAGCUGGACCCUCCCCAUCCCUGUGGGGUGCAGGGUUGCCCCCCGGGCUACGAGUGCCGGGAGUGGAUCGGUCCCAACGACGGGAUCACGCAGUUCGACAACAUCCUCUUUGCUGUGCUGACCGUCUUCCAGUGCAUCACCAUGGAAGGGUGGACCACAGUCCUGUACAACACCAAUGAUGCCUUAGGAGCCACCUGGAACUGGCUGUACUUCAUCCCCCUCAUCAUCAUUGGAUCCUUCUUCGUCCUCAACCUUGUCCUGGGAGUGCUGUCAGGGGAGUUUGCCAAAGAGAGAGAGCGUGUGGAGAACCGCCGAGCCUUCAUGAAGCUGCGGCGGCAGCAGCAGAUCGAGAGGGAGCUCAACGGCUACCGGGCGUGGAUAGACAAAGCGGAGGAAGUCAUGCUGGCUGAAGAGAACAAAAAUUCGGGGACCUCAGCCUUAGAAGUGCUCAGGCGAGCCACCAUCAAGCGGAACCGCACGGAUGCCAUGUCGGGUGACGAGCACUGUGUCGACAUCUCCUCCGUGGGCGAGCGGAGGCUGGCACAGAGGAGACCUCUCCAUCCAACCUUGGGCAACCCCUCGAGUCACUCUGGCCUCAAAGGUGCCAGGGUGGACGGUGCCUCCUAUUUAAGGCACAAGGAGCGACUCCUGCGCAUCUCCGUCCGCCACAUGGUCAAAUCCCAGGUCUUCUACUGGAUCGUCCUGAGCCUCGUGGCUCUCAACACUGCCUGCGUGGCCAUCGUCCAUCACAACCAGCCAGCCUGGCUCACCCACUUCCUCUACUAUGCAGAGUUCCUGUUUCUUGGGCUCUUCCUUCUGGAGAUGUCCUUAAAGAUGUACGGGAUGGGGCCACGCCUUUACUUCCACUCUUCCUUCAACUGCUUCGACUGUGGGGUCACAGUGGGAAGCAUCUUCGAAGUGGUUUGGGCUAUAUUCAGACCAGGAACCUCUUUUGGGAUCAGUGUGCUACGAGCUCUUCGUCUCCUGCGGAUAUUUAAAAUAACCAAGUACUGGGCAUCCCUGAGGAAUUUGGUGGUCUCGCUGAUGAGCUCCAUGAAAUCUAUUAUCAGUCUGCUCUUCCUCCUUUUCCUCUUCAUUGUGGUCUUUGCCCUGCUGGGAAUGCAGCUGUUUGGAGGCAGGUUUAACUUCAUGGAUGGGACUCCCUCGGCCAACUUUGACACCUUCCCUGCAGCCAUCAUGACGGUGUUUCAGAUCCUGACAGGCGAGGACUGGAACGAGGUGAUGUACAACGGCAUCCGCUCCCAGGGAGGCGUACGCUCAGGGAUGUGGUCCUCCAUCUACUUCAUCGUCCUCACCUUGUUUGGGAACUAUACUCUGCUGAAUGUCUUCUUGGCCAUUGCCGUGGACAACCUGGCCAACGCUCAGGAGCUCACCAAGGAUGAGCAGGAGGAAGAGGAGGCCUUUAACCAGAAGCACGCCCUUCAGAAAGCCAAAGAAGUCAGCCCCAUGUCUGCCCCAAACAUGCCUGCUAUCGAAAGAGACAGGCGGAGGAGACACCACAUGUCGAUGUGGGAGCCACGCAGCAGCCACCUGCGGGAGCGUCGCCGGCGGCACCACAUGUCGGUGUGGGAGCAGCGCACCAGCCAGCUGCGCCGGCACAUGCAGAUGUCCAGCCAGGAGGGCAUCAACAAGGACGAGCCGCCCCUCAUCAAUCCCCACGCCAGCAUCUUCCGCAGGAAGAGACCCGGGGAGGGUGUCACCCUGGAGAAAUGCGCCGAGGAGCAGGGCAAGGGAGAGCGCGAGGGACCCGAGCAGCCGGUCCCGGGGGCCAACCCCGGCGGUGGGGAGGACAGGACAUCGCCCCGGGCCAAGCGGGACGUGUGGCAGCAGAAGUCUUGCCAUGGGAACUGUGAGCCAGGAGAGCAGGACGGGGCAGGAGGCAGCAUCGAGGACAGGGCGAGGAUGAGGCAGAGCCAGCGGCGCAGUCGGCACCGCAGAGCCCGCGUGGAGGGCAAGGACACGGCUGGCAUCCUGGGCAGCCGCUCGGCCAGCCAGGAGAUGGGGCUGGAGGAGGCCAGCGCCGCAGAAGGGACACAGGAUGGGGACCGGCGUGGGGACGUGGCUGCGGCAGAGGCGCUGAUUCCGGGGGAGCCAGAGGCGAGCGGGGAGUCCAUCAGGACAAACGGGGUCCCUGCCGGCGACGCCGAUCUGAUUGGGAGCACCAAGAAGGGCAGCCCCCCGCACGUCGUGCCCGAGCUCUCCCAGGGGAAGACGGGCACCCUGACGGAGCAGGACUGCAGCAGCCCGGACACGAGCGAGCAGGCGCUGCUGGAGCCCAGCCGCAGCGUGAGCCGCAGCGAGCCCGACCUCUCCUCCAUCACCCCCAACACCGAGAAGGCCACCGAGAGCACGGCCAUCAUGAUCGAUGUCCACGACUCCGCUGUGGUACAGAUUAGCAACAAGACAGACGGCGAAGCCAGCCCCUUAAAGGAGGCCGAGACCAAAGAGGAUGAGGAAGAAAUGGAGAAGAAGAAGAGGAAGAAGGAAAAGAGCGAGACGGGCAAAGCCAUGGUGCCGCACAGCUCCAUGUUCAUCUUCAGCACCACCAACCCGGUGAGGAGGGCCUGCCACUACAUCGUGAACCUGCGCUACUUCGAGAUGUGCAUCCUCCUGGUGAUCGCUGCCAGCAGCAUCGCCCUCGCUGCCGAGGAUCCCGUCCUCACCAACUCCGACCGCAACAAAGUGCUGAGGUACUUCGACUACGUCUUCACUGGUGUCUUCACCUUCGAGAUGGUGAUCAAGAUGAUUGAUCAGGGCUUGAUCCUGCAGGAUGGCUCCUACUUCCGAGACCUCUGGAACAUCCUGGAUUUCAUCGUGGUGGUGGGAGCGCUGGUGGCUUUUGCCUUGGCGAAUGCUUUGGGGACCAACAAGGGCCGGGAUAUCAAGACCAUCAAGUCUCUCCGUGUGCUGCGGGUCUUGAGGCCCCUGAAAACCAUCAAGAGACUGCCCAAGCUGAAGGCGGUUUUUGACUGUGUCGUGACGUCUCUCAAGAACGUCUUCAACAUCCUCAUUGUCUACAAGCUCUUCAUGUUCAUCUUCGCCGUCAUCGCCGUGCAGCUCUUCAAGGGGAAGUUCUUCUACUGCACUGACAGCUCCAAGGACACGCAGAAGGACUGCAUAGGGAACUACGUGGACCAUGAGAAGAACAAGAUGGAGGUGAAGUGCCGGGAGUGGAAGCGGCACGAGUUUCACUAUGACAAUAUCAUCUGGGCUCUGCUCACCCUGUUCACGGUGUCCACCGGCGAGGGGUGGCCCCAGGUGCUGCAGCACUCGGUGGAUGUGACGGAGGAGGACCGCGGGCCCAGCCGCAGCAACCGCAUGGAGAUGUCCAUUUUUUAUGUUGUCUACUUCGUGGUCUUCCCUUUCUUCUUCGUCAACAUUUUCGUGGCUCUCAUCAUCAUCACCUUCCAAGAGCAAGGAGACAAAAUGAUGGAGGAGUGCAGCCUGGAGAAGAAUGAGAGGGCCUGCAUUGACUUUGCCAUCAGCGCCAAGCCCCUGACGCGGUACAUGCCCCAGAACAGACACACCUUCCAGUACCGCGUGUGGCACUUCGUGGUGUCCCCGUCCUUUGAGUACACCAUCAUGGCCAUGAUAGCCCUCAACACCGUGGUGCUCAUGAUGAAGUACUAUUCUGCUCCAUACACCUAUGAGCUGGCCCUGAAGUACCUGAACAUUGCCUUCACCAUGGUGUUCUCCUUGGAGUGCGUCCUCAAGAUCAUUGCCUUCGGCUUCCUGAAUUAUUUCCGGGACACCUGGAACAUCUUUGACUUCAUCACGGUCAUCGGCAGCAUUACGGAGAUCAUCCUGACGGACACCAAGCUGGUGAACACCAGCAGCUUCAACAUGAGCUUCCUGAAGCUUUUCCGGGCUGCUCGGCUCAUCAAGCUGCUCCGCCAGGGUUACACCAUCCGCAUCCUGCUCUGGACGUUUGUGCAGUCCUUCAAGGCACUCCCCUACGUCUGCCUGCUGAUUGCCAUGCUCUUCUUCAUCUACGCCAUCAUUGGGAUGCAGGUUUUUGGCAAUAUCAAACUAGAUGAGGAAAGCCACAUUAACCGGCACAACAACUUCCGCAGCUUCCUGGGCUCCCUCAUGCUCCUCUUCAGGAGUGCCACUGGAGAGGCGUGGCAGGAGAUCAUGCUGUCCUGCCUGGAGGGCAAAGGCUGCGAGCCGGACACCACGGCGACGUCCGGGCAGAACGAGAACGAGCGCUGCGGCACCGACCUAGCCUAUGUUUACUUCGUGUCCUUCAUCUUCUUCUGCUCCUUCCUGAUGCUCAACCUGUUUGUGGCAGUCAUCAUGGACAACUUUGAGUACCUGACACGGGAUUCCUCCAUCCUGGGCCCUCACCAUCUGGAUGAGUUUGUCCGGAUCUGGGCAGAGUAUGACCGAGCAGCGUGUGGCCGAAUCCAUUACACUGAGAUGUAUGAAAUGCUGACUCUUAUGUCACCACCGCUAGGCCUCGGCAAGAGAUGUCCUUCCAAAGUGGCCUAUAAGAGACUGGUGCUGAUGAACAUGCCCGUGGCCGAGGACAUGACAGUCCACUUCACCUCCACCCUCAUGGCCCUGAUCCGCACGGCCUUGGACAUCAAAAUUGCCAAAGGUGGUGCAGAUUGGCAGCAGUUGGACUCUGAGCUUCAAAAGGAGAUCCUGACCAUUUGGCCUCACCUCUCCCAGAAGAUGCUUGACCUCUUGGUACCCAUGCCAAAAACCUCUGACCUGACUGUUGGGAAAAUAUAUGCAGCCAUGAUGAUCAUGGAUUACUACAAGCAGAGCAAGGCCAAGAAGCAGCGGCAGCAGCUGGAGGAGCAGAAAAAUGCCCCCAUGUUCCAGCGCAUGGAGCCGUCCUCUCUGCCACAGGAAAUCAUCUCCAAUGCCAAGGCUCUGCCAUACCUCCAGCAGGACACCCUCUCGGGCCUGAGCAGCCGAGGCGGGUUCCCCUCGCUGAGCCCGCUCUCGCCACAGGAGAUCUUCCAGCUGGCGUGCAUGGAUCCAGCCCAGGAGCAGUUCCAGGAGCACCAGUCUCUGGAGCCAGAGGUUAGGGAGUUUCAAAGAGUGCAGCCCUCUAACCGUGGCAGCUACCUUCCCGUGGACACUCAGGACCACGCUGUCUCUGGGAGGGCCUCCUCCAUGCCUCGUCUCACUGUGGAUCCCCAGGUGGUGACAGACACCAGCUCCAUGCGGAGAUCGUUCUCCACCAUCCGGGACAAGCGGCCCAACAGCUCCUGGCUGGAUGAGUUCUCCAUGGAGCGCAGCAGCGACAACACCUACAAGUCCCGCCGGCGCAGCUACCACUCCUCGCUCCAGCUGUCCGCCCGGCGCCUCAACGCUGACUCGGGCCACCGGUCCGAGGGGCACCGCUCGGGCAGGGAGCGGGGCCGAUCCAAAGAGCGCAAGCACCUGCUGUCCCCUGACAUCUCCCGCUGCAACUCCGAGGAGAGGAGUCCCCAGGCGCAGGAGGAGUCGCCGGAGCGGCGGCGCGAGUCCCGGUCACCCAGCGAGGGCAGGUCACAGACACCCAGCAGGCAGGGCAUGGGCUCCCUGAGCGAAAGCUCCAUCCCCUCCAUCUCGGACACCAGCACGCCCCGGCGGGGCCGCCGCCAGCUGCCGCCGGUGCCCCCCAAGCCGCGUCCCCUCCUGUCCUACGCCUCCAUGCUGCGACACGCCGGGGACACCUCUCCUCCGGCCGACGAGAGCGAGGGCGGCUCCCCGCUGCUCUCCUCCACCCUGGAUCCCAGCACGGCCGGCCCGGCCGAGUCUUCCAGCUCCCCGGCGGGCAAGCAGAGCCGGCAGUCCACGCCGCAGCGCUACAUCUCGGAGCCCUACCUGGCGCUGCACGACGACUCGCACGCCUCAGACUGCGGUGAGGAGGAGACGCUCACCUUCGAGGCGGCCGUGGCCACCAGCCUGGGCCGCUCCAACACCAUCGGCUCGGCGCCGCCGCUGCGGCACAGCUGGCAGAUGCCCAACGGGCACUACCGGCGGCGGAGGCGAGGGGCAGCGCAGGGCGUCAUGUGCGGGGCCAGCAUCGACGUGCUCAGCGACACCGAGGAAGAUGACAAGUGCUAGAAGCUGUCCCCCGCCCCGAGCCUCCAACCCGCCACCCGACCCCACCUCGGCUGCCCCCCCCCCCAUCCCGCCCUGCCCUUCUCCAAUGCAUGCUCUUCGCCACGCCUGGGAAUGAAACUGAAAAAACCAAAACCAAACGCAGGGGGAAAAUAAAACACAGCGAAACAAAACAAAAAAAAACCCAACCAAACAAACAAAAUGAAAAAAAAACCCACCCCAAACUGACCGGAACGGAGGGGGAAGGAAAACGAGAGGAAAAAAUAACCCAACAGCAAAGAAAGGGAAAAAAAAAAAAAGUCUUUGUGCAAAAAAAAAAAAUUAAAAUCUGUCGACUUUCAUUUUUUAUUAUCACUUUUUUUUUCUGCACAGAGAAGCAUUUGAUGGGCAGCAGAGCAGCCCGGCCGGGUUGGUGUGCUGGGGGACAAGGGAGAGCCCCCCGGCCACAGCCCUGCUCCCUGCCCCGAGAGGGAUCCCCGGGAAAGCUCAUCCCGAGGGAUUUUUUUGCUCCCUAUGGCCGGAGAAUCCCAGCAAAGGAACCCCCUUUGCUCUGUCGCUUGGGCUUGUGCUGCUGUGGCUUUGAACUUCCCUCCCCGAGGGUCUCAUCCUGCCUGGAAAAGGGGCACGAUGCGACGGUGGGGGGCAGGGGAUGAGGGGUUGGGGUGCACCCAGACAGACCAGAGCAGCUCUGGCUGCCAGAGGGGGCAAAACUCCCGGUUUGUACUGGGGGUGGGGGGCUCAGUGCUGCCGAAUGUACCCUGUGUCCUGCUGACAUAUAUUUAUUUAUAUACGGAGAACUCUAGGUGUGCCUGUGUGUGUAUAUACGGGGUGUGUGUGUGUAUAUAUAUUUAUAUGCUGUAUAUAUAAAGAUAUACACAUACAUAGAUUUGUUUUAAUCACCUGACAAUGCUGGCGAGCCCCUUGGGGCUCCUGCUGCCUGCACCCUGCUUUGGUGGGGGCAGGACCGAGCAUCCCCGGGGGGCUGCUGCUGUACAGAGCAUUGGGAAUGUCACCUUGCUCCCUCUCCCAGGGGUUUCCAGCGCUGGGAAUUGCAUUUUCUCUCUUAGAAAUGGCUGUGGCGAGGGCUCCUUGGGCAGCUCGGUGCUUGCAGGAGGGGGAUGCCCAAGGGAUGAGGACAGAGCUGUCCCAGGGAGACUGCAGUGCCAAGGGGGUGAUGGCAAACCUCUCUCUCAGAGGCCUCUUUGCUUGUCUUCCCAGGAAAAGAAGAUAUCCAUGUCUGCAGGGGAGUGAAGAUGUUGUGAGUGCAUGAUGUACCUUUAAGAUCUUUCCUCUGGGCACGGGCAUCCGGGUUUGCAGCAGCCCUGCCUCAGUUUCCCCUGCAGCCAUGGCCCCUCUGGGGGCCUGGCACCCCUUUGGAGAAGGGCUGCCAUGGGGGGCUGGCUGUGCAAACCCCACGGCUCCAGUGUGGGUGUCCAAGAGCUGGGCAGACUUUGGGAAGGAGCAGGGUGGCUCAGCCCUCCUGCAAACACUGAGAAUGCAGAACAGGGCCGCCUUCCAGCGCCAGUCAUUAAUUAAUCUGCUAAUUAUGUGCUGUCAGCUCGCAAGGAUCCCCGCUGUGGGUGCAGUGCUGUGCCUGCCAGCCCGGGGAGGUGCUGCUGGUGGCCCGUGGUGACGGGUGGCUCGCCCUGGGGACUAGUGCUGUGUUUCUGCUACGAGUUGUGUCUGUUGUCAGCCCCAGCGUGGUCCUGGGGAGCUGGAGGGAGCUGUGCCUUUGGAGCCUCAGGGAAGGGCUUGUUCUGAGGGCUGGGGGAUGCUCGGUGUGUUUGGACCAGGCGUGGUGGCCCUGAGUGGAGAUGGGACGUGGGGACGGGCAGGUGAAGGCAGCACAGCCCUCUCCCUGCCCUUCCUCCUGCCUACAGCUUUGCUUUGCUGCAGGUUGUUGUGGUCUGGGCCUUUGGGGCUGUUGUCCAGCUGAGCAGCAGCUCUGCUCAGGCUUUGCUUUGGUCCUGGAUAGCUCAUGUGUUCUCCUGAUGGAAAGAUGCACAAACUGCCCUGCUCCUGCAUGUGCAGAUCACGCUCUGAUCGCUUCGUGAGCUCCCCCGAGGGAGCUCUGCUUUGUGAGAAGCAAAUCCCAGUGGCUCUGAAGGCUUCCUGCUCCAGGGCUCGUGCAUGGACCAAACCCCCUCCUUCUCAUGGCCAAAGUGCCCUCUGUGCCCCCUGACAGGGCCCAAAGCAGUCCCUGAUGGUGGGGGGCACCUCUGCCGUCCCUGCUGCUUCCCAAACAGACACUUCCACCUGCCCAGGGAUCCCAAAAUCUUGCUUAUCCCCCCCUCUGGGCUCUUGGGGACAAAGCAUGUCCCCUGCAGCCGUAGGGAAGGUCCCUGCUGGUGGCCGGGGACACGGGCAUCGCCUGCUCCCUUCCAGCUUCGUGGCUUCACCCUGAAGCUUGCGGAGCUUUGGAAUUCGGGAGAGCCGGGUCUGGCGGGCAGCGUGGGAUGCCGUGGGGCCGGGGACAGGGGACGCGGUGCUGCUGGGGGCAGGGGAAGGCGAUGCCGUACCUGCUCUAAAUAUAGGUGUCGGUAUCGUCUCCUUCUAAAUGCGGAAAGGUGUCUGACAAUGCGCCGGGCUCUGAGUAAGAGCCCGCGGAGGGGGGGAGGAGGCGGCUUUUUGUGUCUGUGCCUGGCGGGUGGGAGGGAGGCAGCGAUGCUCUCCAAGCGGGGGCACGUUUCAUGCGGAUUUCGAGCUUUUUGGGGCGCUUUUCUUUCCCCCAGCCGCGGGCAUGGGGCCGGCGAGCGGUGUUGGUGAUGCGGCGCAGGAUGGGGCACAGCCCCCGGGGCGCAGCGCCCCAACCUGAGCUUUUUGGCAUGUCAGCCCUGCGUUUAACUAACAUACAGAAACUGUGCGGAACAAAACACAGCCCCUUUUCACCCGGAAAGGGUCCGGAAACGCCCCGCUUCUGCCUCGGUGGGGGACAGGCGGGGGGGACACGGUGGCACCUCCACAGCGCGUCUCUGAAACCAAAAACAACCCCCAGGAGAGCCACGGGAAGGACUGUGCCGAGAGGGGAGGUCAGCCGGCCCCGGGGCACCACUGCAGCCUUGCUUUCAAGGCGCUGGACUCGGCUUUGCUGCUGUGCAACCUCUCCUCUGUGGAUUUUUGGACAUUUCCGCAGCCUCCCGCACACCAGGACUGUGCCACUCGGUGCCUGCUGGCCCACGGGAGGCAGGAUGGGCGGGGGGGGAUGUGUUUCAACCACAGGACAUGCAGGAGUUCACCAGUGGCAUGCAGCUGGUUCCCAGUUCGGUGCUGGGGCUGGAUUUGAAGCCCUGCAGAUCUCCUGGGGGGGCUGUGGUGGGUGUGUGAGGAGGUGUGACAGCCCUGGCACACGGAGCCCAGCUGUCCCCUCCAGGCUGGCUGUCCCAGCACCAUCCUGCUGUCCCCCCAGGAGGCCUUGGAUGGCAGAACCCCUCAGGAGUGGGGCUGGUGUCUCCCGGGGAGGGUGGGUGGGAGAUGCUCUGCCUUCAUCCCCCAGGCUCUGGGGUGGGAUGUUGUAACAUAACCUGCUCGUUUGGACCCGAACGGGGAACCGAGCUGACCACCAACAAUGUACAACUCCUCAAUGUUUUUUGUCAAAAGGAAAGAAAAAUAAAACCUUGUUGUAAAGAA